Vavraia culicis subsp. floridensis is the source of this 2113-nucleotide messenger RNA. RefSeq lists its product as uncharacterized. NCBI's taxonomy places the organism in Eukaryota, Fungi, Microsporidia, Pleistophoridae. The record is from RefSeq and is a predicted model, not a curated record. The transcript has a single exon. Bases 153 to 1763 code for a protein of 536 amino acids.
UCGACAUAUCGAUGAGCUGCGUGGUGUCGCUCGCGAUCACCAAUGGUAACCAUUCCUAACUUGGUAAGAUCUCGAAAAAAGCAUUCCCAUUUGAUAUAACAGCCAUAAACAGCAAGUCCAAAACUAUAAAAGCGAACGAACGUGCGCAUUUCAUGAUUAAGUUAAAUCAGAAUGGCAAUCUUACAGCAAUAGCAUUACUACAGCUUCUUUCGCUGAUCGUAUUCCCCGGAUACGCUCAUGCGACAUAUGACCCGCGAACAUUGUAUCACAGCAAUGCACCGUACGGUACAAUGCAACAAAAUGACUAUGGGCAAAGAUUUCCACAGCAAACUUUUGUUCAAAAUCCGUCGUACCAAUCGCUGUACGAGUAUUAUUUGGGAGAUGAGCAGAGGCCUGAAGAACAAAAUCGAACAUUCUACCCAGGUCAGGUCCCUGGCAUGGCUUUCGGCCAACCACCACAGAGACGGAUCUAUACAACGUCUGUGCCAUCACCGCAGUUUGAUGAUGAGACAGAGAAAGAGCUUUCCGUUCUCAGGCACCAGCAGCUCAAAAUGAUCGCUUUAAUUGAACAAGGAUAUUUGAAUCUUGAUCGCAACGAGUACUUAUUCGUGCAAAUACAAAAGAUACGUCAGAUCAGCAUGUUCAACGCCGUCUAUCCUUUACAAGUAUAUCUUCAAAAGAUGUUUAGAAUGUACGAUAUCAUGGAGUCAAGAAGUAAGCAAGGUGUUUACAUUCGGCAAAUGACACUAAUUCAAGAUCUUGAAACGAAAGUCAUUGAGUUGCUUAAUGAAAUCGUAAGACAAUAUGUAGUUUUGGGUUUUGAUCAGCCUAAGUACAAUGAAUUACGUGGCAUGAUCACAAACGCUAAACUUGGUUCAACGAUACUCUGUGACAGUUUGAAGAAUGUAGAAAUCGUGAACAAAAUGCUUAAAUCGUUUAAUGAUGUCAAUAUUGCGGCAGACAAAUCGACGCUGGAGGCACUCCGGACAAAUGCAUCAUGUAACGAGAAGCUUACGGCAGCAAUGAAAUAUACAAAACAGAAGAAUGAGGAAGAAGUUGCUAACUUGAGGGACGAAAUUGAUAGUGAUGCAUUCAUGAGAGCAGUCAAGCGAGCAUCAGACAGUAUUGGCCCGAACAGGGGCACUAAAGUGAUGCACACUAUGGCUUCGUUGGUCAAAAACAUAGGUGAAUUCGUCAAUUAUACUAAUAACACUGGAGUUAGACUAGUAAAUCUUAAUAAAGACAUUGAGCACAUGCAGCAGACAGCUGCUGGUGCAGUUCAAGCUGGUGCAACGGCGACUUCUCAGUCGAACAGAAGUGUGCGACCACAAGUGGCGCCUACGCAGACUCAAUCUAAGAUUGUGCACUCUAAACCAAUUGGAGCAAUGAAAGCCAUGGUCGGUGCAUAUAAUAACAUGUUCAUCAGUGACUCGCCAACCGCAUCAACUAAACAAGGAUCAUCAGCGCCGGUAAAGCCCAGAGUACAGAGAGCAGAAGACGAUUUUGAACAAAUGUUCGCCGAUACUACGAACUGGAAAGACUUACUUCCAAAGUAUGACGAGCAAUCGGGUGUGCUAGAACCAGAGUUCCAGCCAAGGCCAGUUCAACAGACAUACCCUACGGCCGAAGAAGAGUUCAGAGCUACGUACGCACCUUACAAUGAUCGCCUCGAACAGUUACGAGAAGAAGUUAACGGACAAAGGAGGGCUAAUAACUUAACGACUGACUCAUAUAAUGAACAGCGAUACGACAGGAGAUAUUAAAUUCUUAAUCUGAAAACUUUCUUUGUUUACUUAGUUCAUGUUAUUGACAUAUGUGGUUUCGUAAUGUAUUCAUUAGAAAAAAGUAUUUUUAAAUUGCGUAUGAUGUGAUACACUGAAUCUGCUCAACAGGCAACACGACUGAAAUGUUAAUAGAUACACAUUCUAACCCGCCAUUCACGCCUGGUUGUCGCAUAUCAUUAUUUUUGUGACGAUGUACAUGCGAAAAUACUAUGCAUGAUGGCACACUAGUUUCCUCUAUGAACCAGAGGCUAUGAUAGGCUUUUUUAUGACCAGAAAAGAUAGUUCAUAGUUUUAUAAUCGAUACUCAAGUGAAAUAAUGAUACUAUGAU